AUGGUGGCCUCGGCCGUGCUGGUCACUGGCCUCCCGGGGUCCGGAAAGAGCGCGCUGCUGACGGAGCUGCUCGGCGACGGGAGGAAUGGCACAAUGCGAGCUGCCGUUUGCGUUCAUCGCCAUGCGCGUGCCUUCGGCUUGGAGACCACGCCUUUGACAGUGGAUACGCUGCCUUGCGUGCACUACUCCGAGGUAUUCGACUUUGGAUCAGGAUGCCUUUGCUGCUCUCCAGAUGGCGAUCUGGUUAGAUUGCUGUCAGACCUGUGCUCCAGACAGUCGGAGCUGAAGCUCUCACAUCUUUUCAUAGAGACGACCGGUGUGGCAGAUCCCAACCCCUUCGUCCGAGUUUUUGACAACGAGCUCUUUGCACAACACUUUGAAUUGCGAUCCGUUAUCUGUGUGGUGGACCUGCAGCGCGUUCAGAGUAUCCUGAACGAGCCAAAGGACGCAGGUGCACCAGGGGCAGGAUCUCGAGGAAUUGUUCAAUUGAAGUGUGCAGACAUUCUGGUCCUCAAUCACGCGGAUGAGCUUCGGAAAGAGUUCACUACGGAGUCCAAAGAGACUCGUGUCCAUGAAGUCCGAGACAUUCUGCUGCAACGCACUGGAGACAACGAGGCUCCAUCUGUCCUGGGCCCCUGCAGCUUCUGCAAACUUGGGCAGCAGGCACUGUCAGCAGUCUUCACAAUUCCUCGAUGUCGAGGUCAUUCCAAGGCAACCAGCUGCGCACUCCCAGCUCCUUCAAACUUCAUGCUGCGUUUCGGGCCUGGCCCAGGCCACGACGCCGCCUGCAGCACCGCCUGUCUCGUCCGGUCGAGGGGUGGGGUCUGCUUUGACGCCGCCCUGGCCAUGUUGCAGCUUCUCUUGGACUCGGGGCAGGCCUACCGCAUUCAAGGCUACCUGUCCUUCCUCCCGAAAGACCUCGAAGCGGCUUCCGGGGGGGACCCGCAAGUGUCUGCCUCCACAUUUCCACCGCCGCUGCGAAGACUAUGGGCGCUGCCAAUGGUCGUUGUGCAAGGUCUAUACCGAGGACAGCUUAGCAUCAGGGCUGUGACCUCAGUCUCGGCACCUGGCAGCGCGCUAGAGACUGCGGAGAAGUCCGGGAUUCCGUGGCAGGAGACCGCUUUUGAUUCUGCAGCUGCUGACAGGGGCGGCUGUAAGAUUUUUAUUUGCGGCGCUACUCUUGAUGAGACGGCUUUGAAGGCUCAAAUGCAACAUUGCGCCCAACAUGGCUUUGAGGGCCCAGUCUGCAACUUGGAAGAGGCUUGGCCAGAAGCUGCUCGAGCCAUGGAUGCAAUGGAGCAGUCAGUGGCAGCAUUGAUUCGUCGUGGCAUCGGUCCACUAGACGUGCGCGACAGCGAUAGCAGCGACAGCCGUUCCGUGGCGGAGGCCUUCGCGGCCGGCCUGGCCUUGGCCCUGGACGUCGCGCCUCCUUCGAGGACAAAGGAGGCCGAGCUCCGGGAGUGCCGAGAGCUGCGCUGUUCCGGGCGCCGGCGGCCAGGACGACGAAGCCAAGUAACCGAAGCGGUGGAGGUGAGCUGGAAGCAAGAUACUGGCGACAUUUCAGUGUUUGCAGCUGGAUCGGUGCCGGUGGUCAUGCAGGACUUGAUGGGUUAUGGCAGUGGCCUUCGCUACUGCACGAGCUCCGCCUGUAGUCCCUACAUUCCCCUCGUGGUGGGCAGUGAGGUUUUCUGCAAGCCUGCCUGA
Molecule: messenger RNA, 1704 nt
Organism: Symbiodinium natans
Lineage: Eukaryota; Dinophyceae; Suessiales; Symbiodiniaceae
Source: the annotation of a GenBank genome assembly